This is a messenger RNA of Alnus glutinosa, 2719 nucleotides long. RefSeq names its product cationic amino acid transporter 2, vacuolar. Lineage: Eukaryota; Viridiplantae; Streptophyta; Magnoliopsida; Fagales; Betulaceae. The record is from RefSeq and is a predicted model, not a curated record. Gene Ontology annotation, molecular function: amino acid transmembrane transporter activity. Gene Ontology annotation, cellular component: membrane. Gene Ontology annotation, biological process: transmembrane transport; amino acid transport. The coding region runs from base 402 to 2333 and encodes 643 amino acids. The transcript is spliced from 14 exons.
ACGAGCUUUCCGACAAAACACGAUCCUUGCAAAAGAUACCCCCCCACCUCUCAGAGCCUUUUAAAAUCAUUCAUCAAACUUAAUCAAUCACCCUCGCCUUCACCAAAAAAAACCCAAAAGCCCAGGAGAGGAAAAAGGGGAAGAGAAUCUUUCGUUCUCUUUUCUCUCUUCUCUCUUUCCUCUUCCUUUCAGAGUCUGCCCGCUUCCCUUUGAUAUCCCAAUUAUUUUGGGAAUCUGGGGCAAGAUUUUCUGCUGGGAAUGCGGGUAGGUUCGUCUUACAUUUUCUUUGCUUGUAUAUAAAUCUUUAGGAUCAGGAAAGAACAAAGAAGACCCACUUUGCAUCUGUCUGGAGUUGUUGUUGUUGUCGUUGUCUUACUUGGACAACGUUUGUGAUUUCUGAGAUGGGUUUCUUGGUUGAUUCACAAGAGGGUUGUGGAAAGGGAGGUUCAUGGGGUGGUGUUAAAAGUUUGAUCAGAAGAAAGCAGGUGGAUUCUGUUCGUGUCAAGCCACGGGGUCAACAGUUGGCCAAGGAGUUGUCUGUUCUCCAUCUAAUUGCAAUUGGAGUUGGCUCAACAAUUGGAGCUGGAGUCUAUAUUCUUGUGGGAACUGUUGCUAGAGAGCAUUCUGGACCGGCCCUUACAAUUUCCUUUCUAAUAGCUGGAAUAGCAGCUGCUCUUUCAGCCUUUUGCUAUGCAGAGCUUGCAAGUCGUUGUCCAUCUGCUGGGAGUGCCUAUCACUAUUCAUACAUAUGUGUUGGAGAAUGUGUGGCUUGGUUGAUUGGUUGGGCCAUGAUACUGGAAUAUACAAUAGGUGGCGCAGCUGUUGCUCGUGGCAUAUCCCCAAAUCUGGCAUUGUUUUUUGGAGGUGGGGAUAAUGUGCCAGCCUUUUUAGCCCGUCAAUAUAUUCCUGGGCUUGAUAUUAUGGUUGACCCAUGUGCAGCAGUUCUAGUAUUUAUUGUUACUGCACUAUUAUGCGCUGGAAUCAAGGAGAGCACACGGGCACAAGUUAUUGUCACUACAGCAAAUGUAUGUGCCAUGACUUUUAUCAUAAUAGCUGGUGCUUAUUUGGGAUUCAAGUCUGGAUGGGUUGGAUAUGAACUUCCAACAGGGUAUUUUCCCUUUGGGGUCGAUGGGAUGCUUGCUGGUUCUGCGACGGUCUUCUUUGCAUAUAUAGGUUUUGAUUCAGUUGCCAGCACUGCCGAGGAGGUGAAGAAUCCUCAACGAGAUUUGCCACUUGGGAUAGGUGCUGCAUUGUUUCUUUGUUGUACGUUAUAUAUGAUGGUCUCUGUCAUAAUUGUUGGUUUAGUACCUUAUUAUGCGAUGAAUCCUGACACCCCCAUCUCCUCCGCUUUUGCUAGUCAUGGGAUGCAAUGGGCAGUUUACAUAAUAACUAUUGGAGCUGUCACUGCUCUCUGCUCAACAUUGAUGGGUUCCAUUCUUCCUCAGCCACGGAUUCUGAUGGCUAUGGCUAGAGAUGGAUUGUUGCCGAAAUUUUUCUCAGAUGUGAACAAACACACCCAAGUUCCUCUGAAGGGGACAAUAGUGACUGGGAUUGGUUCUGCAAUCUUGGCAUUCUUGAUGGAUGUUUCACAGCUGGCAGGGAUGGUCAGCGUGGGUACACUUCUUGCAUUCACCAUGGUAGCAAUAUCCGUAUUGAUACUCAGAUAUGUCCCACCAGAUGAGGUGCCAUUGCCUUCCUCUCUUCGGGAUUCAAUUGAUUCAGUGUCAUUGCAAUAUGGUAAGAGUACCCGGGAUGUUAAUGGAGAAGACUCUAAGGUUAAUGUUGCCACUUCUAAGGAUAGUGCUAAACCUUUACUUGGCAAAGAGGAUAAGUCUGCUGAAUAUCCGCUUAUUGCAAAACAGCUGUUUCAAGGCAACUAUAUGUUAAACGAUGAAAGUAGGCGGAAAAUUGCUGGUUGGACCAUAAUGUUCACGUGUGUUGGGGUUCUUCUUCUUACAUAUGCAGCUUCAAAUUUGGGUCUUCCCAGAUUUCUUCGGUUCACAUUAUGUGGAGUUGGUGGUACUCUUCUUCUAUCUGGGCUGGUUGUGCUGACCUGUAUAGAGCAGGAUGAUGCGAGGCACAGCUUUGGGCAUGCAGGAGGUUUUCUCUGUCCAUUUGUGCCGCUGCUACCUAUUGCUUGCAUUCUCAUCAAUGUCUACUUACUGCUUAAUCUUGGAGCUGCGACCUGGGCCCGUGUUUCUGUGUGGUUGAUAAUUGGAGUGCUUGUUUAUGCAUUUUACGGCCGAAAACACAGCUCGCUGAAGGAUGCAAUCUAUGUGCCAGCAGCUCACGCUGAUGAAAUCUAUCGUGGCCCGGUGAGCGUUUUGGUUUAACCUCUGUGAAGAGAAUGCAUCUUCUGCCCAUGUAUCAUUUAUCUUAUGUUAUAGAAAAACCUCUUUGUUAUAUGUCCUAUCCUUUUAAAAGUCUUAGGCCUCUAUUCUUUUCCUUCUCAUUGUUCAUUGUUUGUAAUAUUAUCAGUCCUCGGUUUGUAUAAUAGGCUUGUUCGAACAUUGUAAAUAGUUUGCAAAUGAAGCCCCCUUGAUAGGAUUUACAUUGCAUGGAAAGCCACCCCCCCAAAACACCCUCUCUCCAAAAGAUGAAAAAGAUGGAAGGGUAAAAAGAGAUGGGGGUGGGGUGGUUAGAAUAAUUCUUAUGGAAUAAUGAAUACUUCUAAUUUGAUAUUAUUGUCAAUACAUUUAUGGGCUCUACUUUGUAUGAA